Messenger RNA from Chondrus crispus (carragheen), 626 nucleotides. RefSeq lists its product as hypothetical. The transcript is spliced from 2 exons. Bases 1 to 411 code for a protein of 136 amino acids. The record is from RefSeq and is a predicted model, not a curated record. NCBI's taxonomy places the organism in Eukaryota, Rhodophyta, Florideophyceae, Gigartinales, Gigartinaceae.
AUGUUAAGGUAUAGCACAAACAGAAACAGAGAACCUCCAACGCAUAUUGCUUGGUUCCGGGACGCGACGUUGGGUGCAAGGUUAGGUGGAGGAACGUUGCGAAUCCUGUCCGUGACAAGUCAAAGCGCUGUCUGCGAAAAGCAAUACGAUGAUUUUGGGUAUCUCAGAGAGAGCGAUCUGCGCCAGUUCAUCGAUACGAAUGAGGGCAAACUCACGGCGGCGGAUCUAGAGAGGAAACUGGAGAGGAAACUGAGGAUUCGGCUAAAACGAGAUGGAGUGUUCUACAAGACAGGAGAUGACGAAAUCCGCCUAGCAACCGUUGUGGGAGAUCGUUGGUUCUGUUCUACUUCAGGUCGGCACAUUGCGAUCCAGGUAGAAGCAAAACUGUACUUUUACGAGCUCGUGCAGUAGUGUGAUUGUGAGUGUGUGAAUAACCACUGGGCAAAAGGGGAUGUCCCGGCCAGGACAGGACAGGAGGGGUUGUACCCGUGGUAUAUGUAGUAAGGGAUGAUGUGCCAGGAGAAAUUUGUAUGUAUUCGAUGUUGUUUCUAGUUACCCGACGCCUCGAUGCCCCUCUCCGCAAAAAAAGUAGCCGGCACAUCUUUUCUAUGUGUCGCGCGCAGUUG